GCAUGAGCACAAGUUUAUGUACAAAGUACAGCAGAGGUGGGACCAAGUCAUCGCUUUGCAAGUCACAAGGAGUCAAGUCAUAAGUUCUACACUUUGAGUUUUAGAGACAUUUUGAAUAUUACAAUAUAUACUGCAUUUUGGUCAGUUAAUACAAUUGAAAAUCCAUAGUGCAUUGAAGCUGAAUAUGAAAACUGGGUGAUCAAAAUGUGUGCAACGUCAAACCCAAGGACGAUUUAGUUUAUCGCAAUAAAACGAUCAAUCGUACAUUUUUCAGUUAUUCUAUGAAAAUACCAUGACACGACUUACUUUUUCUCACUUUAUUUGUAAAUUAAAGAGAAAAUGAGACAUUUUAUUAAAUAAUGAACAACCAGUUGGUUUCCUCUUUUGGAUAUUCAAAUGUUUUCUUCCCAGGUUUUACAUUGUGUAUAUAGCAGGAAACUUCAUUUUCUUGUCUCCAAACAUUUCUAGUGAAACAAAAAUCUAAAUGGAUCUCAGUUUGAACUUGGCAUUUCUCGAGUAUCAAAGCAUAAAGGCAUUCAUUUAUAAAACGAGGCACACAAGUUUGUCAAAAGGUGCAAUUUUAUCCAACUGUGGUAUCGCUGUCAGAAUACUGGGGCGGGGAGAGACAAUGUAAAAAUAUUACAUCAAAAAGAGGCCAAGAAACGGAAAAGACUACACGAACUAAAACCUGACUUUAACGUAGAGGAAGACCAGACAGCUCACGGCCGGCCCGCAGCUGCCCUGUCCCAUUAUCGUUAGGCUGAUGGACAUCCAGAAUUCAAACUCCUUCACAGGCCCAAUUUACACAGGCUGGCUCAUGUGACGCACGCCGGUCCUAACAGAACCACACCGACCGAGUUCAGUAUGAGCUACUGUCGAACAAAGAAAAUGGAGAAGAGGCAUUUUCUUUGGCCGUUGGCUGAACAGAACACGAACAACUGCAACAACAACGAUGGCAAAAAAGAUAAGAAAGAAGAACCCAAAAAUGAGAAGAAAGACGAGAAGAAGGAGGAACCGAAGAAAGAUGACAAGAAAGAUGCCAAGAAAGACGACAAAAAGGAUGAGAAAAAGGAAGAACCAGAAGAGGUGUGGAUCAUGGACCCUGCCACAGAUAUGUACUACUACUGGUUAUGGACCAUUUCCAUCCCGGUCUUCUACAAUCUGAUGCUGCUGGUGGCCAGGGCUUGCUUCAAUGAGCUGCAGAAUAACAACACGAUAUUGUGGAUAGUGUUGGACUACACCUCAGAUGUUCUCUACCUUAUUGACAUUUUUGUGAGGGCCAGAACAGGUUUCUUGGAGCAAGGUCUGCUUAUACAAGACGCCAAGGUUCUGAAGGAAAAGUACAUGAAAACACGUCAGUUUCAACUGGACGUCAUAUCCGUGAUUCCCACGGAUAUUGUAUUCAUCAAAAUUGGAAUCAACAAUCCCGAGUGGAGGUUCAACCGCCUUUUUAGGUCGGCCCGGCUCUUUGAAUUCUUUGACAGAACAGAGACUCGCACCAAUUUCCCAAAUAUCUUCCGUAUCGCUAAUCUCGUACUUUACAUCGUCAUCAUCAUCCACUGGAACGGUUGCAUCUAUUUUGCCAUCUCCAAGGUUCUCGGCUUUGGCUCCGACACGUGGGUUUACCCAGCAACAAAGAAUGCCGAAUUCCAACAACUUACCAGGCAGUACAUUUACUGCUUCUAUUGGUCCACACAGACCUUGACCACGAUCGGGGAGACACCACCCCCAGUCCGUGAUAUUGAGUACUUUUUUGUUGUGGCUGACUUCCUCACCGGAGUUUUGAUCUUUGCUACAAUUGUAGGCAAUGUCGGUGCCAUGAUAUCCAACAUGAAUGCCGCUCGAGUGGAGUUCCAGGCCAAGAUCGACUCCAUCAAGCAGUACAUGCAGUUCCGGAAGGUGACGAAAGACCUCGAGGCCCGAGUGGUCAAGUGGUUUGAUUAUUUGUGGACAGAGGAGAAAACCUGUGAUGAAAAGCAGGUGCUCAGGAAUCUACCGGAUAAGCUCAAGGCGGAGAUAGCCAUCAACGUUCAUCUGGAAACCUUGAGGAAAGUGCGAAUUUUUCAAGAUUGCGAGGCAGGUUUGCUUGUUGAGUUGGUCCUCAAACUUCAACCCCAGGUCUUCAGUCCCGGUGACUACAUCUGCAAAAAGGGGGACAUUGGGAGGGAAAUGUACAUAAUUAAGGAGGGAAAGUUAGCCGUGGUGGCAGAUGAUGGGGUCACUCAGUUUGUUGUCCUCAGUGAUGGAGCCUACUUUGGAGAAAUCAGUAUUUUGGGGAUCAAGGGAAGUAAGGCGGGGAAUCGAAGAACGGCCAACAUCCGAAGCGUGGGUUACUCCGACCUCUUUGCCCUAUCCAAGGAUGACCUGAUGGAGGCGCUCACAGAGUACCCUGACGCUAAGAAUGUACUGGAAGACAAGGGACGCGCCAUCUUGAUGAAAGACAACCUCAUUGACGAGUCCCUUGUCACAGCUACCGAUGCCAAAGACUUUGAAGCAAAAGUGAACGCCGUCGAAGCAAGCUUGGACGUCAUGAUGCUCAAACUGAAGAAGUUGACGGAACAUUACGAAUCAUCCCAGCGAAAGCUCAAGCAACGUCUCUGUAAUUUGACAAACCAGGUCCGAACCAUUAAAGUAGCUGAUGAGUAGGGUGUGCUAGGUGCUUCUUUCACGUAGCAGGUGCUCUUCAAACAGACUGUUGAUCUCACAAAUAGCUCAAGUUCAUUAUAAAGGGUGUACAUGCUUAUAAUGGAUCUCAUCUUCAUUAUACACUGUA
Molecule: messenger RNA, 2773 nt
Organism: Syngnathoides biaculeatus (alligator pipefish)
Lineage: Eukaryota; Metazoa; Chordata; Actinopteri; Syngnathiformes; Syngnathidae
Product: cyclic nucleotide-gated channel cone photoreceptor subunit alpha-like
Exons: 8
Coding region: 865-2646 (593 amino acids)
Biological process (GO): monoatomic cation transmembrane transport
Cellular component (GO): intracellular cyclic nucleotide activated cation channel complex; plasma membrane
Molecular function (GO): cGMP binding; protein-containing complex binding; intracellularly cAMP-activated cation channel activity
Source: RefSeq, a predicted model, not a curated record